Messenger RNA from Rubroshorea leprosula, 1726 nucleotides. Lineage: Eukaryota; Viridiplantae; Streptophyta; Magnoliopsida; Malvales; Dipterocarpaceae. The record is from the annotation of a GenBank genome assembly.
UGAAAGUUACAAACUUUGAAGAGAUGUCUUCUGAACAAAUGGUGAGCAUUGGGGGAAGUGAGGAAGUGAGGGCGUUAGAAUAUGGUGACAUGAGUAUGACCAGUGAGUCGUCUAACUCGGAGAGGACGGAGGAGGGGGUGGGAAGAGGUGAGGUAGUUGGGGUAGAGGGAGAUAGGGUACCCAUUAUGGUAGUGGAAGUGGAGGGUAUGAGGGAAAUGUGUUAUGAUGUAGAUGCAGAUAUUGUAUCUGAGGUGAAGCAGUAUGAGUCUGAGCUCGGGACCAGGGAUAGCUUGGGUUAUUUAGUUGAAAGUUAUGAAAUUUCUUCCCGAGUUCUGAUUAGGCCUGUUAGGGUAGAAUUGUUGUCAUCUUGGAAGGCUAAGAAAGCCAACCAAAAUAAGUAUAGUUUAAAUGAGGAUAAGGAGGAAGAGGUGGGGAAGCUGGUGAGGGAGGGGGGUAAGUUAGCUAAUAUAAUGUCCUUCACCAGCGUAGAAUGUGUAGAGGCUGCUGAGCUCUAUGGGCCAAGCGCUUUGAGUGAAGCUGAAAUGGAUAAAUUCUUGAAUGCUAUUAGGGGGGUGGCUAUUCCAAAGAAGCCAAGGAAGAAGUCAAAGACUUCAACCAAGGAAGCGGGGGAAGGAGGAGCUGGGAAGGAGUUAGUGCCCAGCACCUCAGCUGGAGUGGAGAAGGUGGUGUCUAGGCUGGAGCUGAAGAGGAAAGGCAGUGAGGAGGUGGGAGCGUUGCAGAGGAAGAAAAAGGUAGUGGAAGAGGAGGUUAGGGGGAGCGAGGUUCUACAAUUCGUACCUCGGCCUCCUCUUGUUGAGCUUGAUCUUGAGCUCAAGGAGUCUAAGGCUGAGGAGGCUGAGGUGAGGGCUCUUGGUAAAGGAAAGGGCCUUUGGAGGUUUAUUAAUGCAACCUUCCCCGAAGUGGACAAGUGUCAAGCAAGGGACGAAGCUCUGAGAUAUUGUGGGGCAACUGUGGUGAAGCAUGUUCUGGAGAAGGAGAAGGAAAAGCUGGAGAAGAAACAUAAAGACAUGCAAGAGGUGCUGGACGAGGUGGUACCAGCAGUGAAGCAGCUUGAGCAGGAGAGGGAUUCCCUGAGUACCAAGCUCGUCUUUGAGGAGAAAAAACGAAAAAUCUCUGAAAGCGAGUGUAAGGCUCAAGAGAAGGAAAUAAAAGCGAUGAAGGAAGCUGUGGUGGAACUGAAGAAGAAUGUUCAGUUGCUGUUGCCCACUGCUAUUCUUGCCUUCACUGACUGCAGAAAGAAGGUGGAAGCUGAAUAUCCCGAAGUGGAUAUUACGAAGAUCACCUUCGGCGAACAAGAGGAAGGAGUGGAGGAAAACAAUGAGAGCAUGUUAGCAAACUUCUAUCCUCAGAUUAAGCUGAGGUGGGAUUGUGAUGCAGAAGGACGCACUGUUUUCCCUCCAAAUUUCGACUUCGAGUUCGUGGCAGUGGAGGAAGAAGAGGCAGAGGUAGAGGAAACUGAAGUAGGAGCAGGAGCUGGAGGAGCUGAAGUGGAUGAGGGUCAGCCACCUCUGCAAGUGGAGGUCCAUCCAGUUCCUUCUGAUGAUGAGCAACCACCUCUUCCAACCAAGUAGCAGCCAACUCAGCCACCUCCUCCAAUAGAGGAAUAAAGAAUUUUUGUUUUUUGAUUUUUCUUAUUUGAUAACGUUGGAACAAUUGAAUAGAUUGUAAUUUUAUUAUUUGUUUUUAAUGAAAAAUUUUGUGUUUA